This is a messenger RNA of Poecilia reticulata (guppy), 2424 nucleotides long. RefSeq names its product tRNA methyltransferase 10B (gene trmt10b). The record is from RefSeq and is a predicted model, not a curated record. Gene Ontology annotation, biological process: tRNA N1-guanine methylation. Lineage: Eukaryota; Metazoa; Chordata; Actinopteri; Cyprinodontiformes; Poeciliidae. Gene Ontology annotation, molecular function: tRNA binding. Gene Ontology annotation, cellular component: nucleus; nucleoplasm.
CCGGUACUUGAUUCUCAUUUCAUCGACACACUUCGUUUUUGUUUACUGUGACGUCACCCGACGGAAAUCCCACGUGUUCGUAACCAGGAAGUAAGCCCUUUGAAAACAAGCAUGGCGUUCCAUGCAGUUCAAAAGUCUUUGCUUUCGUUGCUAACAUUUAUUGCUGUGUCAACGUGCUACAGUUUGGGGGGUUGACAUAAGUACAAAAUAUUAACAAUAACAGCGAGCUCUUGUAAUAAGACCCCGUUAUGUGUGACGAUAACGACACAAGUCAGACUUUUUCUGCGCCCCCCCCCAAACUCUUGACACCCGUCUUGAUCAUCAACUCCAACCCUAACGUGAUAUUCGCUGGGAAACAACAGAGAUAUUUGGAGAUUUACGAGUAAAAAUAAGGUGGUAUUCUUUUCUGCCAGAGAUGUCUCUGAGUGAAAAGCAACGUGUUUCGUCAGAAACAUGUGAGACGGAUCUGGAUGGGGUUUCAGAGCUGAUGGAUCUGCUGCGCAUGGACCUGGAUCCUGAUGGAGAGCCACGGAAAGCUGAGGGAGGCGAUGCACCGUGUUCUUCUAAGAACGUACUGAGGAAGCAGCGACACUGGGAGAGGCAGCUGGCUGCAAAGAAGAGCAAACGCAAAGAAGAGAAGCAGAGGCGGAGGUUGAAUCGCGCUCCGGAAUCAGGUGGCGACGCGGACGCUGCUCAGUUCAGCAAGCGAGUCAUGAAGGCGAUCACCAAAGAGCGUCUAGCAGAGGCUCGCUCCACGGGUCGGAAACUUUGCGUGGACCUCAGCAUGACAGACUGCAUGUCUGACAAGGAGAUAAGCCGGCUGGCGGGCCAGUUGCGACGGCUGUACGGGUCGAACAAGAAGGCGACUCGGCCGUUUCAUCUGUUCCUGACGGAUCUGAGGGAGGACAGCCGACUCUACCAGGAGUGUGUCCGAAUGAACGACGGCUUCCUCGGCUACGCGAUGGAAAUAACAGAGGAAAGUUGUUUGGACCUGUUCCCUUCAGAAGCGGUUGUUUACCUCACCCCUGAUGCCCAAGAAGCUUUGCAGACAGUGGACGCUGACACAGUUUACGUCCUCGGCGGCCUGGUGGACGAAAGCAUCCAGAAGAAGCUGAGCCUUUCCAGAGCCGCGGAGCUGAGCGUCCGCACCGCCAGGCUCCCUGUGGACGAGUGCAUGGUGAAGAAAAACAACGCAAAGAAUUUCCACUCCAAGAUCCUCGCCGUUAAUCAAGUGUUUGACAUCCUGUUAAUGUUCUCGGAGACCGGCAGCUGGACACAGGCGCUGCAGACGUGGUUUCCUGCAGGAAAGGGUUACGUCAUCUCACCGGAAAACUCAGCACGUUUUCCUGUUGAGGAGCAAUGAGUGAAUGAAUGAGUUAUUAGGGUUUUUUUAAGGACUACAAGCGUCAACGACUCCUAAUAUUACCUGGUACACUGUGGUAUGUUUAUGUUUUAUGCUACUUGGCACCAAAUGAUUAAAUCUGAAGCUUUGGAGAGGAAACCUGCAGAAAAUCUGACAUAAAGCUGCGUGUCGUCAGCGUACAGAUGGUAAGACAUGCCGUCGUACUGAAGUGUUUAUUACAUGUAGGAAAAAGGAUAAAUUCAAGCAGUUUAUUUUGUUCACAUACUUUUAAAAAUGAUACAUUUCUCCAUACAUCUUCUACACCGGUUUAACCGCUUCAGGCCGUGGGAUUAUUUAUCACUACUGUCAAAACUUACAAUGGUCUCUUUGCGUAGUGCAAGAUGUUUUUGUUGGCAUUGCCUCUCCCUGAACUUUGAUUGUUUUUCCUUGGAAAAAUGUCAAAUUAAUUCUCAGUGAGGAAAAAAAAAAAGAGUCUGAUGGGAAUGAGUCAAAUGCCCAAACAUGCUGUCACAAAAAAAAAACAACCCAAACCCAAACAUUUUAUACUUUGUCUUCUGCUUGUGAAAAGAUAAACUGUGGAAGAUGAGCUUGUGGGGGGGAAAGGUCAGAAACGAUCUAUGAUGCCUCACCUGUAAGACAACCUCAGGUAAGCUGAGGAACACGACUGCAUCUCCGAGCAGCAAAGAAACUUCCUCAAAUUCAGUUUUGUUUGUCUAAAUGUCGGCUUAGACCUUAAAGCAUCUCAAGUUUUUCUCUCCAAACUGAUGGUAAAAAAAAGCAGGAAACCCUGAAAGCAUCUUUUAACUUACAUAUUUUAUAAUAGAAAAGAGACAAUCAGGAGUAACACAGGUUUUUUUUCUGGUGCAGAAGGUAAGAACAUAAACACACUUGUUAGUUUAUUUAGUUUGGACUUUUUUUUUUUUAAUGAAAAUUUUUUUUAUAUUCUCAGUUUAUUUAAAGCUUUUUGGGCGAUUGGCAGCAGUGGAGUCAGUUCCAUUCAGUCUGAGUUUAAGGCGUUAAAUUCACAUCCUUUAUCAAAAAUAAACUGCUUUGAAGCAGAA